This is a messenger RNA of Adineta ricciae, 816 nucleotides long. Lineage: Eukaryota; Metazoa; Rotifera; Eurotatoria; Adinetida; Adinetidae. The record is from the annotation of a GenBank genome assembly.
AUGCCACUUAGUUUUGAUUGGCCAUUCCCUCAAAAGCCAUCGAGAACAUACAAAGUACUUUCAACAGUGACUAUUGGACUUGUCGGAACAUUGAGUAGACUAUGGAUGAAUCAUCUUACUUCGGUACGAAUUGAAAAUGGCGAUAUUCUUCUCAAUGCUGUUCUUCAUCGAGAUCCCAAUCGACCAUUAAUUACUGCGACCAAUCAUCAUUCUUGUCUAGAUGAACCACUGUUGAUCGGAGCAACAAUGCCAUAUCAUAGUUUUUGGAAUCGUAAAAAGAUGCGAUGGGCAUUGGGCGCCGAUGAUAUUGUAUUUACUGUGAAAAAACAUCAGAUUUUCUUCAGUUUGGGUAAAACAAUUCCAAUCAAACGUGGCGAUGGUGUUUUUCAGCGACCGAUGGAUUUCGCAUUAGAACAACUUAAUCAGGGUGAUUGGGUACACAUUUUUCCAGAAGGUAAAAUUAAUAUGACAAAAGAGUUGAUCAGAUUAAAAUGGGGUGUUGGUCGACUGAUUGCCGAAGCUAAUAUUUGUCCUCUUGUUGUGCCGUUCUAUCAUCUUGGUAUGGAUUCGGUACUACCAAAUGUGGAACCCUACAAACCUCAAACAGGACAAAAAGUGAGCAUAUAUGUCGGCGAACCAUUGAUCCUUGAUGAUAUGGUGAGCAAUAUGAAGAAAGAAAAUCGAUCUCCAGAAGAAAUACGUAAGGCAGUGACCGAUGUUAUUCAAAAUGAGUUUGCCAAAUUAAAAGUAAAGUGUGAAGAGUUACAUCGACGACAUUUAGCCGGUGACCCGUCUUCCUCAUCAUCCGGAACAUAA